Messenger RNA from Paramecium octaurelia, 11968 nucleotides. The record is from the annotation of a GenBank genome assembly. Lineage: Eukaryota; Ciliophora; Oligohymenophorea; Peniculida; Parameciidae.
AUGGGAGAGAAGAAAACCAAUCUAUUUAAUAUAAUGAUAAUGAUUGCUAUUUUAUCUUUAUGCGUUCAGUCAAAUGAUAAAUGCAAUAUUUAUCACAACUCUCUUAAAGGUUGUAUUUAAGACACAAAAAAUAUUCGAUGUAAUCCACCUUUGAUAUGAUAGGCUAAUAUGAUUAUUUCAACAAUAAGUGUUAAGAGAACUCACAAACGAACUUCGGUUGUUCAGAAUAAUUGAAUAUGGAGGCCUGUGUAAAUCAAUUGACAGAUUAUCUUAAUAAUAGAGUGUAUUGUAGAUAUAUUGUGAAAUUAUAUAAUAGGUUUAUUCCAAGAGAAAUGUAUGAAUUCAAAUGAGAUACAAUUGUAAAAAUAUGGAUGCUAAGAAAUGUUCAAUAAAUACGCUUGCUUAAAAGUUGAGAAUGAUUCCUGCACUUGGGAGAAUUAAAGAUGCAAAUAAACAAAUGGAAUUGAUUAGGGUGACUCUUAAAUAUGUAAUAACUUCUAAACACCAGUGAAUCCUCACACAUGUUCUUAGAUACCUUCAGCUAAAUGUAAGUAGUUCUAUUAAGAUAGGUAUGAGUGGCGGAGAUUUCGAAUGUAUAGAAUUACGAUCCGAGCAAUUAUCAUAAUUAUCAUGCAAUGAAAUAGGUUUAAAUGAGGAAGGCUGUUAUGCACUCAAUAAGCAAGAUCAAUAUUGUAUUUAAAUAAUGAAAAUUAGGUACUUUCAAGAAUGGAAAAUGUUAAGAGUUAAAUUUAUCAGAGAUCAAAUCCUGCGAUUAGAAGCUAAGUAAAUCUGCAUGUCUGUCUAUUAAAAACAAUGAUUUGUAAUGUGAAUGGUUCGGCAAACAAUGUAGGACCUUUAAAUUUGAAACAGGAUAAGUGUGUGUAACAAAAAAUCAGGUAAAUAUCUCUGUUUGUUAAAAAUCAACUGGAUUAUGUUAAUAUGAUGUGAGCCAAUCUAAAUGUGUGAAUAUUGAAAAAUAUCAUUUAAGCAAUCUUUAAUGUAAUACGCCAGGAUUGUCAAAGCUAGCUUGUUUAUAAGUUAUUAACUAAAAUUGCACAUUUGUACAUGGAAAAUGCUAGGAGUUAUCUGAAUUAGAUCUUAACUAUUUUUAAUGUCACAUGGAUCUGAACAAACAGGCUUGUGUUAAUAUUAAGACUCAUUUCUAGUAUUGUUUUUGGAAUGGAAAUAAUUGUGAAAGAAGGGUGAUGAAUUAAGAUUACGAAUGUCCAUUAAAAAUAGAGAAUAGUAAAAUAAGAGUAAACGGAAAUGUUUGUUAGGCCAUCUCUUAUUAUUAGAAGAAAUGCAAAUACAAUGCAUAGACUAAUUUAUGUAUAGAGAGUUCGAUAACUGAUGGAUGCAAUACUCCCUUUAUAAAUAAAUUUGGUUGUCUCAGUAUCAUAAAAAAGGAUGAAGCAUGUUUAUGGACAAUGCAAGGUUGUAGGAAUGUUGAGGUGAUAAAACAGGUAACUACAUGCAAUAAUUUGGGGAGUGCCAAUCCAAUUGCUUGUUCUUAAGUAUUAGAAUCUAACGAGAAGGUAGGUUGUUAUUUUGAUUAACAAUAACAAAAAUGUGUAGUAUUAAACAUUGAAGUUGGUCCAUAUGCCACUAAAGAGGAAAUAAUAUAGAAGCAAAAGGAUUUGGAAAAAUUGAGAACUAUAUCUUGUAAUGAUGUGGCCUUAGGAUUAAAUAAAAUAGCCUGUUCAUCUAUCACAACAAUAGGAGUAGCUUGUAGAUGGAGUAGAGAUUAAUGUGUUUAGAUAGAAAAUCCAAAAGACAUCCAAACAAUUCCAUGUUUGAAUCUAGUGUAUGCCAAUUAUAAAGCCUGUUCUUAUGUCUUAUAUGGCGGGGAAGUUUGUAGAUACUCUUCAUUGGCUAAGGGAUGCAUUAAUUCUAUAACCAAGAAUAUGCAAUGCAAUGAGUUAGGCUUAAAUUCAUUUGGAUGCUCUAAGGCUGAAGGUUCUUGUUAAUAUAUUGAUAAUCAAUGUAUACAAUCUGAAGGAGUUUCAACAAACCCUUAACCUGUAUAAUCGACUGCAAGUGAAGUAGAAACAACUCCACAGUCUCCGUUAACAUGCGAAAUAACGUCACCUACUAAGGCUGUGUGUUUGUCUUUUGCUUCCUUGUUGUGCAAAUGGACUAAAUCGAAGAGUGCUUGUGAGACUGUAGAAAUUAAAUAAAUUUCGCAUUGCCUUGAUUACGGGGGAUCUGAUAUUUUUGUUAAUUCUAAUGUGUGUGCAUCCAUUAUUAGUGAUUUUCCUGAUUAUGACUUUGCAAAAGGAGUUUAAGCGGAUAAAAACAGAGGAUAUUGCUAUUAUAAUAAACAAAUAUCCCAAUGCUAAAUCAAAAAGGAAUUCUGUAACACUAAGUGUUGUACUGAAAUUGAAAAUAUAGGAAUAAAUGCGCAUUCUUGUAUUAAAUUCUCAAGUAAUGAACCUGGAGUCUAUUGCUACUUUAAAGAUUUAAAAUGUACAGAAUUGACAGAUGAUAUCGUGGACACAUCAAAUCCAGAUUAAAUCAAAUUGUUUUUUAAUGAAAAUAAAUUGCCAUGCACUUCAAUGAGUAAGAACUCUUGUCAUAUGAUUGAUUGGUCAUUGGAUCAACGCUGUUAUUAUAAUGGAAUAACCUGUUUGAAUAUCAAUUAUGUUUAUUAUAAGGAUAAUCGUAUUUUCAUUUAGGAACCCUCUGUCUUGAAUGAGAAUGCCUGUUUUGCAAUUGACGGGAGAAUAACAGCAUAGAACACACUCAAAUAUAUUGGAUAUGACGAUGAAAAUAAAAGAUGUAAAGAGCUGUUAUUAGAUGAUGACUUUUCAUAUGCCACAUGUGAAGAUGCUAAGAGCAAUAGAAAUGUUUGUCAAAGAUACACCGGUAGAAACUAUUGUAAAUGGGAUGAACAACUAUUCAGAUGUAUUACUAUACCUUUAGAUGAAUAUGGUGAAAUUUAAACAUGCAAUCAAAACCUAAACAUUAAAGCAUGUACUGAUAUUAAAAAGAGUAGUUGUCUCUUUUAGAUCGAAUUGGAUAUUUGUGAGGAUGCUUAUAAAGUGGAUAAGAACUAAGUUGUUGAUGUUUUUAAUAUUGAUUGCAAUCACUUUAAAUAAUUCGGUAAAGUAAGUUGGUAAGUAUGUUAAUAAAUCAAUAAACCUGGACAACAGUGUGAAUUCCUCAAUUAUGAUUGUGUAGAUUCGACUAAAGUUUCUGGAAGUUGCGAUGGUUAUUUAGCCAACAACAGAUCUUGUUUCAAAAAUACCAAAGGCUUAUGCAGAUGGGAUCCGGCCACUUUUCAAUGCUUUGUGAAUCACCAAGAUAUUUCACAAUUGUCAUGCUCAGACAAUAUCAAUAUUGAAUUAUGUAAAUAGAUAACAAAAGAGGCAUGCAUUUGGAACGAUAUAACAAAUGAUUGUUAAGUGUUCAUAACUCAGAAUUCAACAGAUUUUGAGAUUUUGGAUAAGACUGGAAAUCAUAAGUUUAAUGAAAGAGCAUGUCUAUUAAUCACAGGAGAUGCCUACUAUUAUGAUAAAGUUACACAAAAAUGUACAAAACUGACAUCUCAAACAGUAGAUUGUGACACAUAUCAAUUAAAUAAAUAUGCUUGUCUGUAUUAUACAAGAACACAUCAUUGUUUUUAUGAUGAAGAUGAAGUUGUACCUAAUAAGAAGUGUAAACCAUUCAUUUAAGAUCAAUCAAUAUGUUCUUCUAAGUGGUAGAUCAACAUUGAAGUUUGUAUGGAUAUAUACUAACCUUGCAUCUUUGAUAUUAGUACAUUAUAAUGUACUUCUUACAGUGAAUAAAAGAAAUGCUCGGAACUAGCUCUAUUAUCUGUUGAUUUUAAACACCCUAAUAAACUAGUAUGUUCAUCUGUUGCUGAUACAUUAGAGGAGAUUUUAGAGGAAACAUAAUGCUUUGAAGAUAAAUAACAUCAAUAAUAAUGUAAAUUCGAAAAGUAUUGCUUAUGGACCAAUUAUGCUUGUGAAAUAUUCAACCUAGUAUAUGAUGUAGAAACAACACAAGAUUUUUAAAAGCAAAAUAAAAAAGAAUGUGAGGGGUACGAGGAAAUAAAUGCAUGUGAAGAUGAAGUUGUUAGAAAUACUACCGGAUUAUUUCGAAAAGAAAGGAAAUCAAAUCUUGAUAGCUCAUGGGAUUGGGAAAAUGAGACUUGUAUAAAGCACUCAACAACAUUUACAAGAGAACACACUUAUUAUUAUAUUUCAAAUAAUACAUAAAAUUGUACUAUAAAAGAGUGUUCCAUAAUUGAAGAGUACCUUUGCAAUGUUGAUGAAGUUACAGAAGUCAUAAUUCCAUUUGGAGAAGCGUCACCUGAUAUGCCAGAUUCUACUAUUUAUUAAAUUGGAUCUAAUCUUGAUACUGGAGAUACUUGUGAGAAUUUGGAUUGCUCUUAAUUCUCUGAAUAUUAGUGUUAAAUUGCCAAAAAUGAUUGUUUAUAACAGAACACUUGCCAGCUCGAACUGGAUUAUCCAUUUGAAACUUUAAUAUAGGGAAAUUGUUUACCAAAAUAAAACUAUAUUUUUAAUCAUUGGUGCUAAUUGAAAGAAAAUAGAGUGGAUGUAUGUUUAAACACUUUUUCGAAAGCAUUGUGCUUAGAUAUUAGUGAAAAUUGUUACUUUGAUAGGGAUCAAGGAGGUUGUAAGUACAUAUCAGGCAAUGAACAUAAAAUUGUAGAUUGCGGCUAAAUUGCAAAUAACUGUUACAUUAGUUCAAAUUAAAAAGCAAUAUGUCAUAAUGGAUAAUCUAGUAUCAAACCGGGUGAUCAAUGCAAAACAGUUUAAAAACAGCAUAACACUUGUGUACCUCUUCUUACAUAUCAAUCAGCAUUCAAUUGUUCAAAUAUAUUGAGCUAAGAUGCUCAACCAAUCUUAUGUUCUAAAGCUAGCGAUGAUUGCAGAUUCGAUGGAAAUGUGUGUAUAAGUCUAAUGCCUACACUCAAUUCAAAUGGAAAAUAUCCUUGUGAUAAAAGCUUUAGUAAAUCAAUAUGUGUGAAAUGUGGAUGUGAUUAUGAUUAUCUUGGAUAUUGCUAACAAACGAAAUAAGUACCUUUAGUAAAACCAGAUAAAUCAAAUAAAUACUUUCUGUGUUAUGAAGUGAAUCUAUUAAAUACUUCAUUCACAGAGGAAAUAUGUGGAAAGGUUGAUUAAGCAUGUGCAUAUCAUGACUCUAAAUGUGAAGAUGCUAAUCAUUAUACAUGCGCUGAACUAUUGUUAUAUACAGUUUCAUUAAAAGCAUGUCAAAAAUGCUAAGAAUAUGCAACUAAAUAUGAUGUUAACACAUGGAAGUGCAAUAAAAUCGACAAUACUGUUUAGAAUUCAUGUGAUAAUCUAAAUUAAAUUGCUUGUCUUCUCAAUACUAGAGGAGUCAAAUGCAAAUGGGAAAACUUUAGUUGUUAAACAAUAUCAAUAUAAAAAAGUGAUGUAAUUAAAUGUUCUAUUUUAAAUUUUGAUGCUUGUUAUACUUCAUAAGUCAAUAUAUGUUGGAUUGAUUAAACAACUUCCCUAUGUGUGGACUAUGAUCCUUAUAAAGGCAAAUGCGAUCUAUUAAAAACAGAAUCUCUAUGUGUAAGAUCUAUGUAUGAGAAUUGUAAAUGGAAUUUAAACUAAUGUAUUCAGAACAGUAUAAUUCCUAAUUACACAUGCGAGAAUUUGAAUCAAUAUUUAUGUCUAAAUGCGAAGAAUAUAGCUUGUGGAUGGUCAGACGUAUAUGAAAAGUGUUAUGAACUGGUAUUCAGUUCAUAACCUUCUUCAUGUGUUAAUUUUCUGAGUAGUGAAUAACAAUCAUUUAUAAAUCGUUGUAAUUCUUACACUUGUACUUAAAUUAAAGUUUAGUAAGGAUGCAUACAUGACUCAUAUUAUAAAUGUAGAGUGAUUAUCCCACUUGAUGUCAUCUCAUGUGAAGUAUCUGCAAUUUCUAAUAUAAACGAAUUUGCAUGUGCAAAGCUGGCCAAAGGAAAGUGCAAAUUUGUCGAAAGGGUGUGUGAAGGAAUGUGCAAGUUUUAAUAAAGUAUAUGUGAAAAAACAGAAGAUCCUUACUUGGGUUGUCAGAACUAUUUGAACUAAGAAGCUUGUCUAUAUUAGAAUGAUGCUUGUAAAUUCGAUAUAUUUUGUUAACCUUAUGCUAUAAAUUCCAUGGAUGAUAUUAGAACUAUGUUUCCUUAUACUUCAAGUGUGUGUUCAACUGCUAAUGUAGUUGUUCAAUAAGGAGGUAUAAAUAUUGGAAAAUCUUUGAUUUAUGGGGCUGGACAAUAAAGAUGCUUAGAUAUUACUGAUAAAAAUAUUNGAUUCGAUGGAAAUGUGUGUAUAAGUCUAAUGCCUACACUCAAUUCAAAUGGAAAAUAUCCUUGUGAUAAAAGCUUUAGUAAAUCAAUAUGUGUGAAAUGUGGAUGUGAUUAUGAUUAUCUUGGAUAUUGCUAACAAACGAAAUAAGUACCUUUAGUAAAACCAGAUAAAUCAAAUAAAUACUUUCUGUGUUAUGAAGUGAAUCUAUUAAAUACUUCAUUCACAGAGGAAAUAUGUGGAAAGGUUGAUUAAGCAUGUGCAUAUCAUGACUCUAAAUGUGAAGAUGCUAAUCAUUAUACAUGCGCUGAACUAUUGUUAUAUACAGUUUCAUUAAAAGCAUGUCAAAAAUGCUAAGAAUAUGCAACUAAAUAUGAUGUUAACACAUGGAAGUGCAAUAAAAUCGACAAUACUGUUUAGAAUUCAUGUGAUAAUCUAAAUUAAAUUGCUUGUCUUCUCAAUACUAGAGGAGUCAAAUGCAAAUGGGAAAACUUUAGUUGUUAAACAAUAUCAAUAUAAAAAAGUGAUGUAAUUAAAUGUUCUAUUUUAAAUUUUGAUGCUUGUUAUACUUCAUAAGUCAAUAUAUGUUGGAUUGAUUAAACAACUUCCCUAUGUGUGGACUAUGAUCCUUAUAAAGGCAAAUGCGAUCUAUUAAAAACAGAAUCUCUAUGUGUAAGAUCUAUGUAUGAGAAUUGUAAAUGGAAUUUAAACUAAUGUAUUCAGAACAGUAUAAUUCCUAAUUACACAUGCGAGAAUUUGAAUCAAUAUUUAUGUCUAAAUGCGAAGAAUAUAGCUUGUGGAUGGUCAGACGUAUAUGAAAAGUGUUAUGAACUGGUAUUCAGUUCAUAACCUUCUUCAUGUGUUAAUUUUCUGAGUAGUGAAUAACAAUCAUUUAUAAAUCGUUGUAAUUCUUACACUUGUACUUAAAUUAAAGUUUAGUAAGGAUGCAUACAUGACUCAUAUUAUAAAUGUAGAGUGAUUAUCCCACUUGAUGUCAUCUCAUGUGAAGUAUCUGCAAUUUCUAAUAUAAACGAAUUUGCAUGUGCAAAGCUGGCCAAAGGAAAGUGCAAAUUUGUCGAAAGGGUGUGUGAAGGAAUGUGCAAGUUUUAAUAAAGUAUAUGUGAAAAAACAGAAGAUCCUUACUUGGGUUGUCAGAACUAUUUGAACUAAGAAGCUUGUCUAUAUUAGAAUGAUGCUUGUAAAUUCGAUAUAUUUUGUUAACCUUAUGCUAUAAAUUCCAUGGAUGAUAUUAGAACUAUGUUUCCUUAUACUUCAAGUGUGUGUUCAACUGCUAAUGUAGUUGUUCAAUAAGGAGGUAUAAAUAUUGGAAAAUCUUUGAUUUAUGGGGCUGGACAAUAAAGAUGCUUAGAUAUUACUGAUAAAAAUAUUGUAAUCAAUAAAUGUAGCUAUUCAGGAAUGAACAAGUACUCAUGCUUAUUAAAGACAAAUACCUAUUGUGAAUAUAAAGAUGGUCUAUGUAGAUUUGUUGACUAGAAGGUAAUUGCUACAUUAAAAACUUGUAAUGAAAAUUUAAACUAAUAUUCGUGCACAAAAUUGAUUGUUGCGUGUAAAUUUGUUUCGGGUAAAUGUGUUCCAUUUGAUGAGAAAGAUGAUUGCACUACUUUAUCUCAGGAAUAAGCUAUUGUAAAUAGUGACAUUUGUUUAAAAGAACCAAAGACACCUUGCAUGUUCAAUGAUAGCACUUAGAACUGUGUAGUUAUUACAACACCCUAAAAUUGCAAGGAUCUCAAUAAAAAGGGUUGUAUAUUCGCUACUUAAGGAUACAAUUGUGAAUUCAAAUCAGGCAAGUGCAUUACUUCGUUUGGUAAUCCUAGAUGUGCAUCUGAUAUCAAUGAAGACAAAUGCCUGUCAAUUAUUACCAAAGGUCAAUUUUGCUAUUUUGAUUCAUUAACAGGGUGUAAAAAUAUUGACAUCACAAAAGUUGAUCUCAAUAAAUGUGAAAAAAAUGGUUUUAGUACAAGUCCAAAUACCUGUUCAAAAAGCACAGAUGUAGAAUGCUUUUAUGAUAAAACAAUUAAAUAAUGUACUUAAUACAUAGAUUCAACUGGAUCUAUUAAUUCAAAUCCAUAAAAUUAUAAUAUAUCCAACAUUUAUUCAUUGAAUAAGAGAGCCUGUUAAAUGUUUAAUUAUGAAAAGGCUCUCAUGUGGUAGGAAACUUGUUCAAUUGUGAAAAGUUCAUAAUUAAUCUAUCUAAAGUGUAGUGCUUUUUUGAAUAAAAUAGCAUGUUUAAGUAUCAAGACACCUUUUCAGUUUUGUUAAUAUAAGAAUUAUCAAUGUGUUAAUGCUAAUUUAUAAGAUUUUAAAAGCGUAAGUUGUGAUUCAAUUAAGGAUGUCAAUUCUGGAGCGUUUUGUGCUGUAAAUACAAAUUCUACUCCUUGUCAAUAUAAUAAGACCUUCUUUAGAUGUGAGUCCUUUGAUAAAACAACAACAACUACUGUAAGUUGUGUUGAAAAAGAUCCAGAGGAGAAAGGAUUAAAUCAACCAGCCUGUGAGGUUGACAAAAAAAAUUGCAUUUACGAUGAGAAUUGCUAUAGAUUAAAUGAAAGUGGAUUUCAAUUUUGUAAGGAUGUCAAUAAAGAGGGUAGUUCAUUUUAAUGUAAGUAAGUCACAGGGGAGGGAUGUAUGAUCGAAUCAAGUAUCUGUAAGAAGAUUUAUUAUGAUACAUAUAGUAAAAUUAAGUGUGAAUAAGCAAGUAAUAGAUUUGGAUGUGUUAAUAUUCAAACACAAGGUCAAUUUUGCUAAUUUGAUGGAGAUAAAUGUAAACUUGAAAAUGUAAAAGAAUAUGCAGAUAUCAGUUGUUUAAGCAUCGUGAAUAUAAACCAUUAUUCAUUCUGUGAAUAAACAAGGGAUAUCGCUUGCACUUUUGAUCUGAAGACUAAUAUGUGUAGGAAUGUGUAUCCAUAAGAAGAGUUCUCAUGUGAAAGGGGAUUGAAUAAGAUAGCUUGUUUAAAUCAAACAACACAGAGUUUGAUGUGUAAAUUCCUUGAUUAUUGUUAUGGUCCUAAUAAUGGAAUAUUGAAUUGCAUUCAUAAUGAUAAUGACUUGUGUUGCAGAGAGGCCGAUCAAAUUGAUACAUGUCUAAAUUAAAAGAUUUAUUAGUGUGAGUGGACAGCAGAUGGUUGUCGAGCUUUUACAAAUACUACAUAGGAUUGUAAUGACAUCGUUAAUAAAAGCUUUUUGAUUUGUGCUGCAAUCAAAAAUGUGCUCUGUGUUUAUGCACCUAGUGAUCAUAAGUGCUAAACUUAAGUACCCACUACAUGUGGUUUUUCAUAAACGAAAUAACAAUGUAAAAGAAUGAAGUCAGUUUCUUGUAUAUGGAAUUCACAGGAAGAAAUAUGCACAUAUUCAGAAAACUCUGCUUAUCUGACUUGUGAUGAAGUGAGCUAAUAUUCUGGAAAUCAAAGAGCAUGCAUGAAUGUUGAAGUAUAAGGAUAGAUGUGUAUUUACAAGGAUGAGAAAUGCAUACUCUUUGAAUAAUAAGAAAAUGCUAAUAAUUGUUUGGAUUCCAUUAAUAAGAAUGCAUGUCUGCAAUAAACCAUCAAUGAUUGCUAAUGGGUUGAAUAGGUAUAUAAAGUAAUUAAAUACUAAAAUUCACCUAUUGAAGUAGAAAUAGUAUAUGGUGAAUGUCAACCAAUCACUGACAUCCAUUAAUCAUUCUGCUAUUAGAACAUUAGUUAUACAGCUUGUUUGAAAACAACCAGGAUUGGACAAUUUUGCAUCUGGAAAGACUUUCGAUGUUAAUAAAUAAGUGAGUAGCAAAUAUACACUCCUAAUUAACUGAUUCUUGUCAAUUAAAAUGCAUGUGGUUUAGUGAAUAAAGGAGAUAUUGUAAAGUACGAUGAAAUGUUUAAGAAAUGUAUAAUCAUUGACAAUCCAAAUGAACUAACUUGUAAUCCUCAAAUUAUUGGGCUAAAUAAAGAAGCUUGUAUGAUUAUAAAAAACUAGCCUUGUAUUUGGAAUAGCAUUUCGAAGAGCUGUUUUUAUUCAGAUGUCUAAGAUGCACCCUAGUUUUGUGAAAGACCUAAUUUCAAUGCCUAUUCAUGUUCAAAUCUUGAUAUUGAUCAUCCUUGUGGAUACUCUGAAGGUGGUUGCCAUUUAGUUGACUUAAAUUCCAUCACAUGCACUUAUCCAGGCUUAAAUAAGUAUGCAUGCCUGAACAUUUAAAACUAUCCUUGUAUUUGGAAAUAUAAUGAACAGACUGCAAAUGAUUAUUGUGAUGAUUAUGUUCCUUACACAUCUUGCUAGGCAGUACCUAUUAAUGUGAAUCUAAAAGUUUGUUAAUUAGUUAAUCAAGAUGCUUGUUCGUAUGAUAUCAACAAUCAAAAAUGCCAAGUUCCAGAACUAUCGUUAUCAAAUUGUGAUACUUUAGGCUUAAAUCUUAAAGGAUGCAUUGAGAUUGACGGAUGCGCAUUCAAAGAUAUAUGUACAAAAGUGACCAAAAAACUAUAUAAUUGUAAUGAAUUCCCACUUGCAAAUUAUCAAGUUUGCUCGAAUGCAUAAGAUAAUUGUAAAUUCAAUGAAUUAACAUUUGGCUGUUAGCAAUCAAAUGUAGAACUAUGUGAUACUAAAGGAUUAAGUUAAUUAGGCUGUAUUUAAAGUAACUGCUUAAUGGAAAAUAAAUAAUGUUAAUGUACCAAUGGCUUUAUGGAAGAGAAUUGUAAUCUUAUUAAAGAAGUUGAAGAAUGCAAUUAGUUUGAGUAGUGCAUAUAUAAUGAAGGAACGAUGAAAUGUAAAUGGAAAUAGUGUGAGGAUAUGUCAUACAAUAAUUGUGAUGAGCAGUAGAUCAAUUAAUUCUAUUGUUAUUAAAAUACUUCAUAAUAAUGCAAAUCAGCUAAAAAAUGUGAAGAUAUUCAUAAUCCAGCUUCUGUGAAUCCAACCUUAAAUAAUAAGCCUUGUAUUUUUAAUUCAGAUUUUUCAUUGUAUAAACCUGUAAAUUGUGAACUACUGGAUGAAUAAUAAUGCUAAAACUACCCUAAAUAUUGUUAAUUUGAUGAAUUCUGCAGAUUUGCUAGAUGUGAUGAUCUAAAAUAAAUUAAUUGUGCUUCAAAUACUUGUUAUUGGAAUUCAAAAAUUGGUGCUUGUCAGGAUUAAGUUGAAUGUUCUUAGAUAUCAGAUUAAACUUUAUGCAAAUAAAUGAAAUAUGGUGAUAGAUAAUGCAGCUGGAUUAUAGAAGAAAAUAAUUCCUUUUGUACUGAUUAGCCUUGUAGAUUCUUGGUUAAAAAAUUGGGUUGUUCAGGAGUUUAGGUUUCUAACGAAAUUUGUGUUGAAGUAGAUAUUGAUAAUUGUUCAUCAUGUGAGGAUAUUUCACUUCCUUGCAUUUGUCUAUAACACAAUCAAUAUUGCGAUUAUAAUUUUAAUACUUAGAAAUGUGAAUCCAAAAUCUGCUCAAAAUUUGUUAAAUAAUCAAAAUGUCCCAAAGAACAUUGUGUUUUUUCAUAAUACGUACUAUUUUAUAUUUAUGUAGUGUGUGCCAUAAUGCCAAUAUAUUUCAGAGGAGAAUUUAUGUAAAAGCACAAAGACAUGCACUUGGAAUGAAAAGUGUUAAGUAGACUAGGUAAAAGUUGUUCUAACGGAUCCUCCUGUCGAAAUUUGGGGGUUGGUAAACAUAUUCGCUUUAAAUAUAUUGAUUCUUUAUUUGUGAUAUUGUUUUCAUACCUAAAGGUUAU